Molecule: messenger RNA, 849 nt
Organism: Neurospora hispaniola
Lineage: Eukaryota; Fungi; Ascomycota; Sordariomycetes; Sordariales; Sordariaceae
Exons: 2
Coding region: 1-849 (282 amino acids)
Cellular component (GO): intracellular anatomical structure
Molecular function (GO): pyridoxal phosphate binding
Source: RefSeq, a predicted model, not a curated record
AUGAGCUCAACCCCUCUCAAGAUCGACCCCGCUCGGGCCUCCGCGCUCGUUUCCCAGCUCCAAAGCGUGCAAGACCGCAUCCUCGCCGUCGCCAAAGGUCGCCCUGUCCGGCUCGUGGCCGUGUCCAAGCUCAAGCCCGCCAACGACAUUUUGGCGCUUCACCAGGCUCCCCAAGUCCAGCAUGCCCAUUUCGGCGAAAACUAUGCGCAGGAGCUGCAGCAGAAGGCGGAACUCUUGCCGCGGAGUAUCCAGUGGCAUUUCAUUGGUGGCCUUCAGACCAUUAGGCCUUCACCUGCAGAGUAUUAUGAGGAAGGUGACUACAAAUUAACGGAACGAACAGCCCACUGCAAGUCUCUAGCCCGCAUCCCCAACCUUUGGGCCGUGUCCUCCUUGGACUCCCUCAAAAAGGCCCAGACCCUCAACCGCGUCCGCGGCGAAGUCAUCUCCUCAGACCCCUCUAUUCCCAAGUUGAACGUCCACGUGCAAGUCAACACCUCGGGCGAGGAGUCCAAAUCCGGAUGCUCUCCAGGUCAAGAAACCAUCGAUCUGUGCAAGGCCAUCGUCACGGAGUGUCCUCACUUGAAUCUGCUGGGACUGAUGACGAUUGGUGCCAUUGCGAGGAGCAAGGCGACGACUCCCGAAAACGAAAAUGAGGAUUUCAUGGUGCUGAGGGGGCAGAGGGACCUGGUGGAAAAGGAGUUGGGGCUGGACAAGGGAAGUCUGGAGUUGAGUAUGGGCAUGAGUGAGGAUUUCGAGGGGGCGAUUGCCAUGGGGAGUGGGGAGGUGAGAGUGGGCAGCACGAUUUUUGGAGAGAGGGGGAGUAGGCAAGAUGCGAAGCUUGUUGUCUAG